AUGGGGGAUGAGGACAAGGGAGUAGAAUUGUGUAAGCUGGGCACCGUGUGUGGGGACCAUGAUGUGGAAUGGCCAGGGCAGGAUGGGAGUAAAACCCAAGGUGUCGUGCAAGGCGUAACCUCAGUGGCUGAGAAAGCGAAGGAGCAGGCGUCCCAGCUGGGCGAAGCAGCGUUCUCUGGCGCUGGCAACAUUGCAGCAGCCACCGGGCUGGUGAAGAAGGAGGAGUUCCCUGCAGACCUGAAGGCAGAGGAGGUGGCCCAGGAGGCUGCGGAGGAGCCACUGGUCGAGCCGCUGCUGGAGCCAGAGGGGGAGAACUACGAGGAACCCCCACAGGAGGAAUACCAGGAAUACGAGCCAGAGGCAUAAUGGGCCCCCAUCCUUGCCUCUUCCACCAGCAGCACAACGAACCGCCGGUGGCCCCCUGCUCCUCUCCAGCCGGCCCCGGCCGGUGCCUGCGCGCCGGGGAGGAGCAGGGGCGCCCCUGCCCCGUUCGCUCACGAGUUCUUCCUCCAGUUCCGUUCCAAGGGACCGUGUCCGUGUCUCCGUAACAUGUCUAGCAGUGAGAAACACCCGCUGUGUCCCAGCCCCCGAGCCCGAGCCGCGGGCGCUGCCCGCAG
Messenger RNA from Ficedula albicollis (Collared flycatcher), 617 nucleotides. It is a transcript of the gene SNCB, whose product is annotated as synuclein beta. The coding region runs from base 1 to 366 and encodes 121 amino acids. Gene Ontology annotation, cellular component: neuronal cell body; axon terminus; cytoplasm. Gene Ontology annotation, biological process: synapse organization; synaptic vesicle endocytosis; chemical synaptic transmission. Gene Ontology annotation, molecular function: cuprous ion binding. The transcript is spliced from 5 exons. Lineage: Eukaryota; Metazoa; Chordata; Aves; Passeriformes; Muscicapidae. The record is from RefSeq and is a predicted model, not a curated record.